This is a messenger RNA of Aureobasidium vineae, 2292 nucleotides long. The record is from the annotation of a GenBank genome assembly. NCBI's taxonomy places the organism in Eukaryota, Fungi, Ascomycota, Dothideomycetes, Dothideales, Saccotheciaceae.
AUGCCUCUUCGAUUCAAGUCCCCAGAAAAACCUUCGUCCCGAAGAACCACAUGGGUUCGCCAAACGUCACCGAGUCCGUCCAUUGCCGUAGCCGACUCUACCAUCCAACACAUUUUCCACAAGGCACUCAUCGGAUAUGAGCCUACGUCUCUCCUUUCCUUGGACGACCUCGCUGCAGAGUUAGGUCUUGGCGGCAUCUACGUCAAGGACGAAUCAUCACGUUUCGGUCUACCUUCCUUCAAAGCCUCCGGAGCAUCUUGGGGUUGCUUCCGUGCUCUCAUCUCGCACUUGGACUUGGAAUUCGAGUCAGCUACUCUGGAACAGGUGGCUUCCAUUGCUAGAGAUCGGAAAUGCAGGCUGUUGGCGGCUACAGAUGGCAAUCAUGGAAGAGCGAUCGCUUGGAUGGCUCGGUCUUUUGGCAUUGAGUCUUCCAUCUACGUACCUCACGAUCUGCAUCCAAACUUCCUGCGUCUGAUUGCUGCCGAGGGAGCGGAAGUGGUUGUGGUCCAAGGAGACUAUGACUUUGCUGUCUCCACUGCUGCUUCUGCCGCUGCAGCAUCGAAGAACAAUAUCCUUGUGCAAGAUACAGCCUUUGAAGGCUACGAGGAUAUUCCAACCUGGAUUAUCGACGGCUAUGCGACUAUCUUUGCCGAGAUGGAAGAACAGCUGCAAGGACUGAAUGUACAACCAACAACCAUCAUCACACCCGUUGGCGUAGGCUCUUUGGCACAAGCAGUAAUUAGAUACGCCAGAGGACGACGAAACUUCCAGACUGUAGCCGUGGAGCCAGAUACAGCCGCUUGUCUGCACGCUUCUCUCGUUGCUGGGGAAGCCACGUCCAUCGUCACUUCCAAUACUGUCAACGCUGGCUGCAAUUGCGGCACGUUGAGUUCCAUUUCUUGGCCGUACCUUCGUGACUACAUCGAUCUGAGCACCACAGUAUCUGACUUUGAAACUCAUGUCGCAGUGCAAGAUAUGCAUCGUCAUGGUGUCAAUGCCGGUCCUUGUGGUGCUUCUGGUCUGGCAGCGUUGAAGAGACUUGUCGCUGAAGGACACGUCGCAAAAGGAUCUUCGGUGAUACUGAUCAACACCGAAGCCAAGAGAGCUUAUGAUAUACCUCUUGAUGUCAGUGCCGACGAUGUUGUGACCGUUACCCAACAACUUGUCCAGAUUGAUAGUUCGAGUCCUUCGCUGGAUACGACGGGUUCUGCACUAGGAGAAGUGAACAUUGCAGCAUUCAUCACGCAAUGGCUACACCAUCGUGGUAUUGAGACUCAUGUCAUCGAGUCAGUACCAGGUCGCCCUUCUGUCGUGGGAGUUGUUCGUGGUAGCGACCCCAAAGCCAAAUCUCUCAUGCUGAACGGGCACAUUGACACAGUUUCNCUAUCAACCUACGGCUCCGAUCCCCUCAGCGGCAGCCUAGUCGAUGGAAGAAUCUAUGGUAGAGGAGUGCUAGACAUGAAAGCUGGGGUUGCAGCUGCCAUGACCACACUUCUAUAUUUCUCCACGCAUGGCAGCAAAGGCGAUGUCAUCUUCACCGCUGUAGCAGACGAAGAAGACAAAAGCAUCGGUACUACUGCUGUUCUUGCAGCAGGAUGGAAAGCAGAUGCUGCAUUGAUCCCCGAACCCACUUCUCUGCAACUCCACCAUGCACACAAGGGUUUCGUGUGGGUUGGAGUCACCAUCCUUGGAGUUGCUGCGCACGGUUCCGAUGCUCAAACAGGCGUAGAUGCCAUCAUGUCUGCUGCGAAUUUCCUCAGAGCAGUAACAUGCGCCGUGACAUUGCCUAAUGAUGAUGUCUUGGGACAAGCAACGAUGCAUUGCGGUACCAUCCGAGGCGGAGAGGAGAACAGCAGUUACGCCGGUUCUUGCACACUGACCCUCGAGUUUCGCACUGUGAACGACAGCGGCAGCUCCCAGUCUUCUGAUGCAAUCGUCAAGGAUAUCACAAGUAUCCUCGACAAACUUGCUGCCGCAGACAAGAAGUUCAAGUAUGAAUUGCCAAAGGUGCUUUUCGAGCGCAAGCCUUUGCUGCCAAUGUCGGAAACAGAUCCUUUACUCGUUACAACAAGAAAGGCGAUUGCUGAUGUGCAAGGAGAGAAGGAAAAGCAGCCUACAGCAGCCAAAUUCUGGACCGACGCUGCGUUGCUGAGUGAGGCUGGUAUUCCGUCUUUGGUAUUCGGACCCGUGGGUGAAGGUCUGCAUGGAAAGAAUGAAUGGGUGGAUGUCGAGAGUAUCAAGAUUGUGGAGCAAGUGAUGAGGAAAACGAUUGAGGGAUUUCAAGGAAAUUGA